AUGUCCGCCGACGACGACAUCGCGGCCAAGGAGGCCGAGGCGCUGUUCAAGAUUCACGGCGUGGACCAGCGCAGCGCCGAGCUCGCGUUCUCGCACCCCGCGCUGGGCGGCGAAGACGCGCCCGUGCGCAUGAGGCAGGACGGCUCCACGAGCAAGGCGUUCGUGCCGGGCACCUCCACGGUGAUAUGGCCGUGCGCCUACAGCCUCGGCGAUUACCUCUGCGACGCGACGACCGCGUACAGGGCGAAGCUCGGCGACGGCGUCGGCGACGCGACGGAGGCGGCGCGAGUCGGCGCGGUGACCGCCGACACCGUCGCGGUGGAGCUCGGCGCGGGGCUCGGGCUCGGAGGCAUGGUCGCGGCGCGGCUGGGCGCCAGGCACGUCGCCAUCACCGACUCGACCCCGGCGGCGGCGUCCAGAAACGUCCAAGCCAACGGCCUGGGUAACGCCCACGUCUCGGAGCUCUGGUGGCGACGCGCGGCGUGGAGACGCGCGCCGAAGAGGGACGGCGACGAGAGCGAGUCCGACAUCGACGACGAGCCGAACGAGGUGCCCACCGCGGAGGACGCGGUGAAACCCCUGCUCGCGUCCUUACCCGACGGCCGAGCGCCGCACAUCGUCAUCGGCAGCGACAUAUGCUACUCGCAGGGUAAGCAGGAGAUGCAGGCGCUCGUGGACACGUUGGCGGCGAUGUGCGAACCGUCGCGAACGACGGCGUACGUGGUCUUCGAAGACAGGGGCGACUGCUGCUGGGGGACGCUGAACCACUUCUGGACGGCGGCGGAGAGCGCGGGGUUGGUCGGGGAUCCGACGCCCGUCGAGGACGUGGAGAUCGACGGGAAGAAGAGGAGCGGGCCGGGGAGGCACAACGACAGCGAGAGGCUGCUCCUGAGGCUCACCAAGCGGGCAGCCGCGUAG
Molecule: messenger RNA, 918 nt
Organism: Micromonas commoda
Lineage: Eukaryota; Viridiplantae; Chlorophyta; Mamiellophyceae; Mamiellales; Mamiellaceae
Exons: 1
Coding region: 1-918 (305 amino acids)
Source: RefSeq, a predicted model, not a curated record